AAUUUUCCUACUCAACUGGGUCCCACUCUACCCUUCCCCUCUUACAUAGUUACAUACCAUGAAAGGAACAUGCACUCAUCAUAAGACUCCUCACACUUCUCUCCUUCCUCCUAUAUAACCCAAAAAGCCUGGGAUGAAGCAACACUACACAGAGAUACGCUUUAAGUUGUUGUUGUUAUUAUUAUUAUUAUUAUUAUUAUUAUAAUUAUAAAAAGGUAGAAGAGAAGAGAAGAGAAUUAAAAAAACCCAUCACCACCCCAUCAUCACAUUCCUAUAACAAACACCCUCUUCUCCCACUCUCCCCCACUUUCCCAUACUCCUCUCUACAAAGAAGCUAAAGUAGAGAGAGAGAGAGAGAGAGAGAGAGAGAGAGAGAGAGGGUAAGAUGGCUCCUCUUGCUCCUUUAUCUGAGGAGCCCAUUAGUGAGGAGGACUCAAAGAAGAGCUUAUCGAAGAGAAGCCACUCAUUUAGCAGCUGGAUGAGGAGCCACUUGCCUCUCCUCUUCAACAAGAAAUCCGACCUCCGCAUCCUCCUCAGCGUCAUCGGUUGCCCCCUCUCCCCCGUCCCCGUCCUCCCCAUGCAGUUCAAAAACGUGGCUUCGUCGGCCCAGUACAUCAUACAGCAGUUCCGGGCGACGACGGGGUGCGCGAAGAUCGAGGGGAGCGUGAAGAGCAUGUACGCGGCGGGGCGGGUGGGGCUGGUGAUGCGCGCCGAGGCCGGGCGCGGGCGCGGGCGGGGCGGGGCGCCGGAGACGCACGGCGGGUGCUUUGUGCUGUGGCAGAUGGCGCCGGGCAUGUGGCUCGUGGAGCUCGCCGUGGCCGGGCACCAGGUCGUCGCCGGGAGCGACGGCACCGUGCCGUGGCGCCGCACGCCCUGGCUCGGCGCCCACGCCGCGCGCGGCGGCGUCCGACCCCUCCGCCGCGCGCUCCAGGGCUUAGACCCAGUCACAAUUGCAGCAGUAUUUUCCCCCGCGGAGCACGUCGGAGAGAAGCAGAUCGGCGAAGAUCACUGCUUCAUACUGAAGCUCGAAGUCGACGCUUCCAUCUUAUCCAGCCUAAGCGACGGCACGGCAGAGAUAAUUAAGCACGGAAUGGUGGGCUACUUCAGCCAAAAAAGUGGCUUAUUGGUCCAACUGGAAGACUCACAAUUGACUCGAAUCCAAUCCCCCGGAGCCCAAGCCACAUACUGGGAGACCACAAUCUCGUCGACCGUCGAGGAUUACCGCCAAGUGGACGGCGUGAUGAUAGCUCACGCAGGACGAUCGACGGUGAGCUUGAUAAGAUUCGGGAUCGGCUUGAAGGUAAGCAGAGUGGUGACGCAGAUGGAGGAGACAUGGGCCAUUGAUGAUGUGGUGUUUAAUGUCCCGGGGCUCUCUCCUGAGUGCUUUUUACCCCCAGAGGAGGUUCAGAGAAGCCGUUUCUACGAAACUGCUUUUAAUCAGAAUAUACAGUGAGGCUUGUGUUCUCUUCUCUUCACAUAGGUGUAGUAGUAACUCUAAUAUUCCUUGUACAAAACCCUGUUGGUUGGCUUAUUAUUGACAAAAGCACUUGUGUACAUAUGUGUUGGAGUGGUAAGGUAUAUAAGGCUAAGGGUGUCUAUCAGAGCAAUUUUGGAUUUUUGUGUUGUUUAUGUGAGAAAAUUGCUCAGUAAUACAUCACACAUGGUAUUGUCCCCAGCACAAAGAGAAUGAUGUGCGUCUGGUGGAUUUGGACUUAUAUUGUUUGGUACAUUGUCUCUUUUGUUUGGAUUGUAA
Molecule: messenger RNA, 1753 nt
Organism: Ananas comosus (pineapple)
Lineage: Eukaryota; Viridiplantae; Streptophyta; Magnoliopsida; Poales; Bromeliaceae
Exons: 3
Coding region: 386-1453 (355 amino acids)
Source: RefSeq, a predicted model, not a curated record